This is a messenger RNA of Geodia barretti, 933 nucleotides long. Lineage: Eukaryota; Metazoa; Porifera; Demospongiae; Tetractinellida; Geodiidae. The record is from the annotation of a GenBank genome assembly.
CUGCCGAUCUGGCCAUUACCGCGGACGCCAUUUGCCGAUCUCAUCACCGGCCAGGCCGGUACGGUCGCAGUGGCGAGCAACGACAGCGACUUUGGCGCGCUCUUCGUCAAGGUUCGUGAGUUGGCGGCGGCUGACCCUCACGACAUCCCGUUCCUGUGGAUCACCGCGCCCGAAGCCGGAGGUUUGUCCGGCGAAAUCGAGCAGUUCAUUCCCGACCGCUACCGCUGGGACCUGUCGGCUGCUCCGGCGCCGGUGUCGCCAGCCGUAUCUCUGGUACCGGAGGUGGCCGCGCCCCCGCCGCCGCGCAGUCUGCCCCAAGCGGCCCGGCCCGCCCUGCAGUCUGCGGCCUCCCAGACGCCGGUCAGCGAUGAAGCAGUCGCGGAAGAAUUGCUGCGGCAGCUACCCGUGGGGCGUUUCCGCGCCGGCGACGCCCAGCAGGUGGUCAGUCGGCGCUGGCCGGAGCAUCCGGCCGCCGGCGAAGCUUCCCGGUUCGGGCUGUUCCUGCUCAACCGGAUCUGGCCUCUGCUGGAAAAACGCGGCGUCACGAUGCCUCGCCAGGGCUCGCCUCGCACCUACGAAAUUACACCGGGGUCCCCGGGCGCCGUGGCGAAGCAGGUGCCCCGGCAAGAAACCAAGCCAGCCAUGACGGCAUCGCCGGAACCCACGCCCGAGCCCAGCCUUGCCCAGUUGGCCGCCACCGUCGCCGCCGGCAUCACCGACGACGUGUUCAAGGCAUCCGAUGCCCAGGCCGCCCUGAAAGGCCGGACACCCCCGCAUCCUGCCGCGUCCUUCACGGCGGCGCAAUUCGGGAUCUGGUUCGCCAAGCAACUCUGGCCCAUCAUGGAGGAACACGGCGUCACCAUCGCCAAGGAAAAACCGCGCCGCUAUGAGAUGACCCCCGACGCGCGCCACAACCUGAUCGCCCUUGCCUGA